This is a messenger RNA of Penicillium cataractarum, 528 nucleotides long. Its product is annotated as DUF1993 domain-containing protein. The record is from RefSeq and is a predicted model, not a curated record. Bases 1 to 528 code for a protein of 175 amino acids. The transcript has a single exon. NCBI's taxonomy places the organism in Eukaryota, Fungi, Ascomycota, Eurotiomycetes, Eurotiales, Aspergillaceae.
AUGGCACACACCUUCUACGACGGGACAAUCCCCGUCCUCCAAUCCCUCCUCCGCACCCUCACCCACGUCCUCCAAAAAGGCUCCACCCCCACCAACACCACCACCUCCCCCUCCGAACUUGAAACAACCAUCUUCGCCGCACGCCUAACACCAGACAUGUACCCCCUCUCCGACCAAAUCCGCCUGGCAACCCAAUUCGCCGAAAACCUAGCCGCCCGCCUAACAGCGCGGGACCCGGUCAAAUUCGACGGUUCCCCGACAACCUUUGCGCAGAGCUACGAGCGCAUUAAUACCGUGCUGAAGGCGCUGGACGCGGCAGAUAAGGAGCUUGUUAAUGCACAGGCUGAUGUGCUUAGUCCGACGCAGGUUGGGCCGGGUGCGGUCGUUGAUAUGAGUGGGAGUGCGUAUGCGCAUCGGAUUGUGUUGCCGAAUGUUUAUUUUCAUGUUACGACUGCUUAUGGGAUUUUGAGGAUGAGUGGGGUGCAGAUUGGGAAGAGGGAUUAUUAUGAGGGGUUCUUUCCGCAGUGA